Molecule: messenger RNA, 3909 nt
Organism: Geodia barretti
Lineage: Eukaryota; Metazoa; Porifera; Demospongiae; Tetractinellida; Geodiidae
Source: the annotation of a GenBank genome assembly
AUGGACACAAAGAGGACUGACGGGUAGUGAGUCAGAAACGCCAUAAAGAAGAAAGGAGAGAUGGCUGCUGCGCUAGCUCUCCCCCAGCACUGCCGAAAGCUGGUCGGUGUGUCACUGGGUACUGUAUUUCGAGAGGUAGUCCAGCUGCAAACGGUCCCUAUGCCGCGAGCCGGAUCCCGCGAACUCUUGGUCCGGACUAGCUACGCCGGGAUCAACGCCUCGGAUAUCAACUGGACGGCGGGUCGCUACCUCCCUGGACUCCAGCCGCCGUUCGACACUGGAUUCGAAGGUCUGGGGAAAGUGGUGGAGGUGGGGAAGGAUUGCAAGGGGUUCCAGACUGGAGACUCCGUUCUCUUCAUGCACGCGGGGUCGUUUAGCGAAUACCUCACUCUCCCCUACCGUAAAGCGACGCUGCUCCCUCGGCUGGACCCCGCAUAUCUCUCUCUCCUGGUCAGCGGUUGCACGGCCUCAAUUGCUCUGGAGAAGGUCGGGGAGAUCAAGAAAGGGGACAAGGUUCUGGUUACUGCAGCUGCGGAGGCACCGGGCAGUUUGCAGUUCAGCUGGCAAAACUAGCUGGAUGUCACGUCAUCGGGACUUGUUCCACAGACGAGAAGGCGGACUUUCUUCGAGGACUCGGCUGCGAUCGACCAAUCAACUACAAGAAAGAGAACCUGAAGAGUGUCCUCAGGGAAGAAUAUCCUCGUGGAGUCGACGUUAUGUAUGAGGGGAUCGGCGGGGAGAUCUUCAACACCUGCGUCAAAAAUCUCGCCACGAAGGGAAAACUCGUGGUAAUCGGUUUCAUCGAGAGCUACAAGAGCUCCAACUUCUCCACCAGACCCACUCUCCCCCUGCACCAGAUACUCCUCUCCAAAUCGGCCAGUAUUAGAGGGUUCUUCCUCAAUGAUUACGUCGCCGACCUCCCCUCUCAUAUCUCCCGGCUCUGCCAGCUGUAUGAGCAGGGGCAGUUGAAGGCACUGGUUGAUGUGGGGGAGGGGGCUCCUGGUGGCCCAUUCAGAGGACUUGAGAGUGUGUAUGAUGCAGUGGACCAUCUCUUCAGUGGAUGCAAUAGAGGGAAAGUGGUGGUGGAGAUUUCUCCUCCUCAGGCCACCCCUGAGUCCGCUACUAGAGCGAAACUGUAGCGUUUAUCCACGUAUAUUUGUAGCGCGCAACUCGCGCACGCACGCACGUGAGGUUUAUCGUAAUGCGCAUGCGUGUACCCACGUGGGGUGGAGCCGACUGGAAUGAGAAUGGCAGAAGCUGCGGUGUCUAGCGAAGGCUCUGCAGCAGCUCCAGAGGCCAGUUCAGAGCAGUUAGUAACGCCAAUGAGCGAGAGACCUACCUGUAUCAUCUGCCUCGGAAUGGCCGGCUCGGGGAAAACGACGUUCGUUCAGAGGCUCACAGCUCACCUCCAUGCAUUGAAGAAGCCUCCAUACGUUGUGAACCUUGACCCUGCCGUGUCCAGCGUGCCUUACCCUGUCAACAUUGACAUCAGGGACACGGUGAACUACAAGGAGGUGAUGAAGCAGUAUGGACUGGGACCAAACGGAGGGAUCGUGACCUCGCUAAACCUGUUCUCGACCCGGUUUGACCAGGUCCUGACCUUCAUUGAGAAGAAGGGCAGCCAGUGCCAGUAUGUGUUGUUUGACACUCCAGGUCAGAUAGAGGCCUCCUCAUUCCCUACUGUGAUUGUGUAUGUCAUGGACGUAGUUCGCAGUGUGAAUCCAGUCUCCUUCAUGUCCAACAUGCUCUAUGCAUGCAGUAUUCUCUACAAGGCAAAGCUGCCGUUUGUCGUAGCUCUCAACAAGAUCGAUGUGGUGGAUGCCGCGUAUGUUGUGGAAUGGAUGAACGACUUUGAGGCUUUUCAGGAGGCCUUGGAGCAGGAGACGUCGUAUGCCUCUAACCUGACUCGCUCCAUGAGUCUGGUCCUGGACGAGUUCUACAAGAACCUCCGAAGUGUUGGUGUGUCAGGACUGGUAGGACUUGGAGUGGCGGAAAUCUUUGCUGCCAUUGACGAGGCCAGGACUGAGUACAUGCAGUGAGCCUCUCCUUCUUCCCCCUCUCUCCUAGUAUACCUCUCCCACCUCCCCCACCCCCCAAUGUGCAGGGACUAUUACCCUGAGCUGCAGCGGCUGAAGAAAAAGAAGGAGGCGGAGGAGAGACAAAGGCAGGAGGCGGAGCUAGCGAGACUGCUCCGGGACAGGGCAGAGGGGGAGGAGGUGCCCCUCGCGACCUCCACAGAGAGGACACGGAGUUCACGGGGUCAGGGGGUGGAGCUUCGUCUCCACGGGGACGAAGAUAGUGAAGAUUCGGACGACGAGGGUGGUGUGGGGGAGAGGAUGGAGGGAGAGAAUGAAUCUACCUCGUUUCAAAACUUUCUCAAACAUCAGGAUAAGAGAGACACCACAUAGUAACCAAUGGUCAUUUGUAUUACUUUGCUCACUAUGUAUGCCUAUAUAACACACCCCAUACUGUACAAGCAAGACAAUGAAUCGUACUACACAAAUCACUCCUCAUGCAUUCAGUUGCUCACAUCACAUGUGCUAUCUUGUCUGCAACAAAUGUCCUCAUAACUGGCCCAAAAGCCAAUUUCACAAAUUUCCAUAAAUUAUAAAUUUACACACUUAAUGUAUACCUGUGCAGAGUGACGCAAAAAAAUGCUGUAACAGCAUGACGUGGUGAGAAUGAUUUUGUGCGACUAACAGUGUAUGUUUGAACACAGUGUGAAAUGCCAAAACUAAGAAGUUCCACUCUGGGUCUCUCCACUGGUCUCCUCUGCCCCCUUCCCCUGCGGCUCCUCUUUUUCCUCCUCUGAGUCGUGCGGCACGUCAUGUGACUCCUCGAUGACAUCAUCAACAUCACUGAGAAACUCUUUUUCCUCCUCUGAGUCGUGCGGCACGUCAUGUGACUCCUCAAUGACAUCAUCAACAUCACUGAGAAACUCAUUGAGGGAGGCAGUCCCGUCCGUAUCCUCAAUCAACACAUCCUCCAACUGGACAGUCCCGAUAGGUGCCCGGAUUGAUCGGUCGACGGAUCCCGUUUUCCGAUAGUCGGCCAACUGCUGUUGGAACAUGUCGCCAAAUGUCUUUUGCCGCUCAGCUGCCUUCUCCGUCUCGAUCUGGCUCUCCACCCCGUCCUUUAACCUCUUCUCCUCUGCCAGAGUGUCCUUCAGUCGCUGCAGCUCCCUCUCCGCCCUCCCUCUCUGUCGCUCAUGCUGAAUCUUGAGCGACUCUCUCUUCCUCACGGCCUCGAGCUUGGCGCGAACCCGGGCGUACUCGGCGAUACUCUCCUCCACCUUCUCCAGCAGUUGUCCCAACUCCCGGACCUUCUCUCGCGACGUCUCGACGGCCUUCACCACCUCGGGGAGCUGUUUCAGCUCCUUGCAGCAGUCGGAGAUGAUGGUGUGGGUGUACUGGAUCCCUCUGUGCAUCUCGCGCAGGUCGCCGUCGAGGGUGACAGACACCCGCGAAGCCUCCUCUGUCCUGCGGUGUACGAGACUCCAUUCCUCUUUGAAUUUCGAGAGGAGUUCGCCGCCCACGUCCAAGUUGACCGCCUGGUGGACGAGGAGAGACGACGGCAUAUUUGGUUCCUUGGGAGACCCCGAGGGCAUCUUCUCUCUCGCUGCCUCUAUCAUCCCUACGAAAUCCUGUUUCAGUUCGCGGGAGUUCUCGGUGAAGUCUUUGACGGCCGACGUCCAGAGUUCUUUCAUUCCGACGACCAUUUUCUUGGUGGCAGCUGCCCCGCGAGACUUGCCCGUGGUGGUUGGGGAGGACCCUGCCAUGGCAGGCGAUUCUUCGAGAAGACCGCUACGAGAGACAGGGAGAGGAGAAGUCGCCGUUCCACUGCUGUGUGCCGGUGUCCGUGUGUGAGACGCGGAGAGCCUUGGGUGUCUUGUGACCUUUCUGCAACCAA